Molecule: messenger RNA, 5241 nt
Organism: Scomber scombrus (Atlantic mackerel)
Lineage: Eukaryota; Metazoa; Chordata; Actinopteri; Scombriformes; Scombridae
Gene: rusc2
Product: RUN and SH3 domain containing 2
Exons: 12
Coding region: 339-5228 (1629 amino acids)
Cellular component (GO): cytoplasmic vesicle
Molecular function (GO): protein binding
Source: RefSeq, a predicted model, not a curated record
CGCAGCGAGAAAACAAUAUUCCCACAACACAUUGAGGACUAGCAGCUCCACCAGCCCGGUUACCUACAGCUACACAUGCUUCCUAUCGAAAACAGACCCACAGCAUAUCACCCUGGACAAGAUGUACCACUCUGACCACGGUGUCGACUUCCCCGACCUCUCCUUCCAAAUCCCCGGCAGCCCUGCAGAGCUGCGCCCAGCAAACAGAGUGUGAACACAAAAUCCUCAACGCACCACACAUUUACCCUCCUCCCCUCCCCCCCUCCCUUCACCCACACAGGGCCUCCCUCUCCCUCUGCAGCUGUAGCUACAGUCGCACCCUCCCUUCCUCCUGCAACAUGGACAGCCCUCCCAAGCUGUCUGGCGAGACCCUGAUCGUGCACCACAUCCCCCUGGUGCACUGCCAGGUGUCAGGGAGGCGGCAGGGUGGCUGCGGGGGCUCGCUGAAGAGGAGCAACCCGUUCAGCCAGCCGGAGAACCUGGGCUUGAGUCGCACCACUUCGCUUCCCGAGAGAGACGUCCUUCAGAGAGAGGCUCUGCUCUACAGCAGUCUGAUCCAAACCUCCAGUGGCUCCUGGUCCUCCCACAACAGAGGAAGAGAGAGGAAGGGCGGAGGGAAGGGGGGCAGCACGGCGAGUGAUGACUCAUCGUUUACCUCGAGCACUUCAGAGGAUCAGAUGAUCACAGCUCACACGUUACCCAGAGCAAAGCCGAGAAACAGGAACCCGCUGCGUCACAAUCCGUUCCUUCUCAACACCGAAGAUGACGAGGACGAAGAAGAAGAGGAGGAGGAUGGCAACAACCUGAACGGUUACCUUGAAGACUCCUCUUUUCACCUCCACAGCGACACUAACUCCGGCCUCGAUCACGGGAUCGCUCCUUUCCACUUACAUGACCUCGGCUUUGCUUCGGAGCCUUUCGUCUUGAACAGCUCAGUGAGAGGCAGCAGCCGGGAGUCGCUGAGGGCCGUCGUCUCGGAUCUCUCCAACCACCUGGAGGACCUGGACAUCCUCGGGUUGGACAGCCAGCGUCGCCAUGGCAGCAGCGGCUCUAACAUGUCCAUGGAUUGCGGAGAACACGACUGGGGCGAUGACGACGAAGAGGACGAAGAUCAUCCCAUGCGGUGCGGACGAAGCAGCAAGACGGGGUCAUACUCCUCCACCUCCUCCGCCCAGCACUGCUCCUGCUGCGUGCUCUCACAAAACUACCCCCAACACUUCCCUGAAGCCUUCUCAGAGCCUUUCUCAGAGUGCCAUCGGGGCUACGGCAGCGACUCCUCGUGCAACAGCUCGGACGGCGUGCUCGUCAACUUCAGCGCCAUUUACAACAAGAUGAACAACGGCGUCCCGGAGAAGCCGACGGUCCCCGCGCCGACCAACCUCAACAGCUCCACCGACCUCUCCUGCACCUCGUCUGUGUCCGACCCACAGGGGAACCAUCGUGACUCAACUGUAGGAGCUUUUUAUUUAGAUCUCCACACCUCGCCUACAGAACCUCCCCUCUCACAGCAAAAACCUUCCUGCCUCGGCAACGCCUUCCCUCUCAUCCGAGAGCCACAGCUGUCCACUUCCUCCACCUGCUCCUGCUCCGUGGAGCACCAGGCCGCGCUCGACCUCGACGCUAACUGCAACUCCUUCCACCCUCCGAAUUUUGGGUCGUCCGGCGAUCUCGCUUCUUGUCUGCAGAGCCAGGCCCGCUUGGUGGUCGCCACACAGAACUAUUACAAGCUGGUCACCUGCGAUCUCUCGUCCCAGUCGUCCCCGAGUCCCGCAGGCUCGUCGGUGAACAGCUGCUCUGAUGAACACAGCAAAGGAAGCCCCACGCCGACUCAGCCCAGCGAGUACUUCCUGUUCAGGCAGCUGGCUGAGCAGGGUGUGCAGGAAGAGGAUGAAGAUGUAGAGUCAUUAAGGAGAGACGACGACGACGAUGAUGAUGAUGAUGAUGAAAAUGAUAACAAAGAGGAGGAGGAAGAAGAAGAGGAGGAGGAGAAAAAGACUGAGCAGGCGGUCAGCGGGGGUGAAGCUGCUCCUGCUGUGAUUGAAGGUCAGGUGUACGUCAACAUCUCCCCUCCUCUGGGGAGCCGGGGCGUCAUCGGGGCCUCGUCCUCCACCUCCACCUCCGCCUCCGGUAGCCGUCCCCGUUCUCGCAGCUACGACCGCAACCUGGAUAAAUCUCCGUCUCCUCGGCUCGGAUCUCUGGAGCGCAUGCUGAGCUGCCCCGUCCGGCUCAGCGAGGGCAUCGCCCCGGCGACGGCCCCUCCUCCUCGGGUCACCUCCUUCGCUGAGAUCGCCAGAAGCAAGCGGAGAAACGGAGGCUCGGGGGGGUCGCCGCCGAUGAAGACGACUGCAGACCCUUUCUCGUCCACUCACUCACACUCCUCGGUGGAUUUUUCUCCGAUCCUGGAGCAGCGUGCGGAGGGCGAUGCUUGCAGCCUGUCACCUGUUCCCUUCACCAGAUGUUACAGCCAAGGCAGCAUAGAGAGACACCUGGAAGGAGGAAAGCAGGCCCGGGCCAAAGCUGAAGGUGGUCUCUCCAGCUCCUCAGACAGUCGCCUCGCUGUGGUCCGCUACAGUAAAGACCAGCGGCCCACCACUCUCCCCAUCCAGCCCUUCACUUUCCAUCACCAGUUCUCCUCUAAGCCCGCGCAGCCCAAACCGCUGCUCCCUCUGCUCACAGGCUACGUGUCCGGCAUGCAGGCUCGCUCCAACUCUGGCUCCGGAUCAGGCUCGGGAUCUGGAUCUGGCUCCGGAGGUCCGGGCGGAGAGGACGGCGAGGACGCAGCAGAGAAUGUGCACAGGUACCAAGGUGCUCUCACUGCAACAGCACCUCCUCCCGGCUCAGUACGGCCUUCCCCUCUCGGGAGCUACUCCCCGGUCCGCCUCCACGGGGCCCCCAGCUCCGGGUCCUGCUCCACCUGCACCCCGAGCCCCCAGCCGGCACACAGUCUCUCCUGCCCGCUCUCCGCAGGCGUGAGCCCCCUACGCUCCCCUGCGCAGACAGCCAAACAGAGCUCGGGGUCGGGGCCGUUACCGUCCACUCCUCCGCCUGCGUCUCUGGGAGCAAAGAGAGGAGCGGUGCCGCCCAUGCUGCCGCCGGUGCAGGGACACUGUUUCCACCGCGGAGGUCUGAACAGUUUACCGGCGUUGCCUAGCGACACGCUGAGCCCGCUGGGAUGCCUGGAGUCUGGGAACCACAUGGAUGGAAGCAAAGGAUCUGGAGCCAGGACACAUAAUGCAAUGGGCCUAUCAGCGAAGCAGCUUCAGCAGAGCUACAGCGACUUCUUGCCGGACUAUUUCUCUCUGACUGAACGGCCUCCGGAGGAGUUCUGCCUCUCCCCCGACGCCUCCACUUCCUCUUCCUCCUACUCUUCCUCACAGUCUCACAUCUCUGUCGACCUGACGCAGAAGAGAGGUUUGGUGAAAGCCGUGAAUACAGCUGUGGAUCUGAUCGUUGCUCACUUCGGCACCAGUCGAGACCCAGAUGUGAAGGCUAAACUGGGCAACAGCUGGGUGAGUCCCAACGUGGGUCACCUGAUCCUGAAGUAUCUGUGCCCCGCUCUGCACGAGGUUCUGCAGGACGGGUUGAAAGCCUACGUUCUGGACCUGAUCAUCGGCCAGCGGCGCUGUCAGCCCUGGAGCCUGGUGGAGGCGUCCACACAGCUGGGCCCGUCCACGCGUGUUCUCCACAGUCUUUUCUCAAAGGUGAGCCAGUUCUCAGAGCUCACCAGCCACAGCAUGAGACUCAAUGCCUUCAUCUUCGGGCUGCUCAACCUGAAAUCUUUGGAGUUCUGGUUCAAUCACCUCUACACACAUGAAGACAUUGUAGCAAUGCACUACAACCCCUGGGGUUUCCUCCCCUUGUCCCACGGAGCGUGUCAGCCGCUCUUUGAGGAGCUCCUCCUCCUGCUGCAGCCGCUGUCGCUCCUCCCCUUCGACCUAGACCUGCUGUUCGAGCCUCACCUCCUCCAAAAGGGCCAGGAGCAUCUCCGCCGCAAGGAGCAGCUCUGCUCCGCGGGCCAGAGCGUCGACCAGUCGUCUCGCUCCACCUUCCAGCUCAUGAGAGGAUGGAGCACCACCGUGAGCGAGAUGGUGAGGGACUCGAGCGGGGAGGCGAAGAAGGAGAAGGCGGGGCUGAGACGAGAGGGAACGUGGCCGAGGAUGGUGAGGAAAGAGGGGGAGACGACCGAGAGCGUCACAGCCGGGCCUGUCAGCAGACCGACAAUGAUGGAUGUAGGGUUUGCCAAUCUUUGGAAGGAGAGGGGGAUGAGUGGGCAGAGAAUGAAAGGUGUAGGGCAAGAGAGCCAAGGAGAGGGUGAGGAGGGGCAGGAGAAAGACAAGAGGAAGGAAAGAGAAAGGGAUUUGGUGGAAGAGGGUCGUCAGCGGCAAGAAAGACAGGCGGGUUGGUGGUACCAGCUCAUGCAGUCGUCUCAGGUCUACAUCGACCAAUCUGCAGCGGGGUCGAAAUUCGUCAAGACAGAGAAGAGGAAGAAGUCAUCGGACAGGCGACGGGGCCAACUACCACCCACCAGAGAGGGUGUGGUGGAGGGGGCGGAGUCCAGCCAGGAGGGGGAGGGGUGCAGGAGCAGGAAAAGCAGCAGCAGCUCCAGCGGAGAGUCGGCCGGAUCCAGAGGAAGACCCUCGUGGAUGGGCAGCCCGCCGGAGUCUGUUAUCAACCACGACAAAGUGACAAAGUCUCUGGAGGUUACAGGGAGCGGAGGCCAAGCUGCAGCCCAGGAGGAAAGCCCCUCACAGGGGCAGAGCCUGCGCUGGAGCAGGCUGUUUGGGUCGAGUGUUGGAUCUCCUACAAGGAUGGAGGGAGCUGAACAGAAUGCAAAAACUCAAAAGACAAGGCCUCCAUCAGGCUGGCUCGGUCUGGAUAGGUCUGUCCUUGACCUCGUAGCUCAGACUAUUGGAGCGGGGAACGGGAAGAAGGCGGAGCUCCCAGCCACACCGACUCACACCCAAAGUACUCCUGCACCAACGUCAGCCCGACCAACUGAAGCCAAACAGCAGUCUCUGUGUGAGGUACGAGCGUUGUGCCACCACAUAGCCACCGAGCCGGGCCAGCUGAGCUUCAACAAGGGCGACAUCCUGCACGUCCUGAGCAAGGCCGAUCCUGACUGGCUGCUCUGCUCCGUGGGCUCCAGCAAGGGUUUGGUUCCCAUCAUAUACGUCACCCUGAAGGGGAUGGAGGACAGCCACGAUGCCAUCGGGCUGGGGCAGUGCUGAGCUUAAAAUAAAA